Molecule: messenger RNA, 4871 nt
Organism: Cuscuta campestris
Lineage: Eukaryota; Viridiplantae; Streptophyta; Magnoliopsida; Solanales; Convolvulaceae
Source: the annotation of a GenBank genome assembly
AAUCAAAAGCAGACCGGACAUGGGAAACUAAUUAAUCUUUGAGGAGCAGAUCCAUCUUUAAUAAACUAAUUACAACCUCGGAAAUGGGAACUUCAGUAAAUAUUAUAGUUGGAUCUCAUGUUUGGAUUGAGGAUCCACAUGUAGCUUGGCUUGAUGGUGAAGUGCACAAAAUCAAUGGUGAUCAAAUAGAGAUCCUCACAAGUGAUGGCAACAAGGUUGUUAGAAAGUUAUUGGAAGUUUCUCCCAAAGAUGUGGAAGCUCCUGCUGGCGGGGUUGAUGACAUGACGAAGCUGUCUUAUUUGCACGAACCGGGAGUUUUGCAGAACCUCAAAUCCAGAUAUGAGCUAAAUGAAAUAUAUACGUACACGGGAAAUAUUCUCAUUGCCAUAAACCCUUUCCAAAAACUACCCCAUCUCUAUACUGCACACAUGAUGCAGCAGUACAAGGGAGCGCCGCUUGGCGAGCUCAGCCCUCACGUCUUUGCUGUUGCCGAUGUUGCUUACAGGGCGAUGAUUAAUGAAAAGAAAAGCAAUUCCAUUCUUGUGAGUGGAGAAAGCGGAGCAGGUAAAACCGAGACCACUAAAAUGCUUAUGCAGUAUCUUGCGUUUUUGGGUGGCCGUGCAGCUACUGAAGGAAGGACAGUUGAACAACAAGUUCUUGAAUCUAAUCCAGUCCUUGAAGCAUUUGGCAAUGCAAAGACGGUUCGAAACAACAAUUCAAGCCGAUUUGGAAAGUUUGUUGAGAUUCAGUUUGAUAAACAUGGAAGAAUAUCAGGAGCAGCCAUUAGGACUUACCUCCUCGAAAGAUCCCGGGUUUGCCAAAUUUCUGAUCCGGAGCGUAACUAUCACUGUUUUUAUUUACUAUGUGCAGCACCACAAGAGGAAAUUGACAAGUAUAAGUUGGGACACCCCAAAACUUUUCACUACCUCAACCAAUCAAAUUGCCACGAGUUAGUAGGCGUGAGUGAUGCACAAGACUAUCUUGCCACUAGAAGAGCUAUGGAUAUUGUCGGGAUCAGUAAAGAAGAGCAGGAGGCAAUUUUCAGAGUUGUUGCUGCAAUUCUUCAUAUCGGUAAUAUCGAUUUUACCAAAGGGAAGGAGAUUGAUUCUUCAGUUCCAAAGGACGCCAAAUCCAAAUUCCAUCUCAACACAUCGGCAGAACUUCUAAUGUGUGACCCCGUGGCUCUCGAAGAUGCAUUGUGUAAACGUGUCAUGGUCACUCCUGAAGAAGUAAUAAAACGAAGUCUUGACCCCCUUAGUGCAGCAGUCAGCCGGGACGGAUUGGCUAAGACUUUAUAUUCUAGGCUAUUUGACUGGUUGGUAGAUAAGAUAAAUGUUUCCAUCGGGCAAGAUUCGCAAUCAAAGUGUAUCAUUGGGGUCCUAGACAUUUAUGGUUUUGAAAGCUUUAAGCAUAAUAGCUUUGAGCAAUUUUGCAUAAACUUUACGAAUGAGAAGCUGCAGCAGCACUUUAAUCAGCAUGUAUUCAAGAUGGAGCAAGAAGAAUACACAAAAGAGGCAAUCGAUUGGAGCUACAUUGAAUUCGUUGACAACCAAGAUGUUUUAGAUCUUAUCGAAAAGAAACCAGGUGGGAUCAUUGUCUUACUUGAUGAAGCUUGUAUGUUUCCUAAGUCAACACAUGAAACAUUUUCAAACAAGCUUUAUCAGACGUUCAAGAAUCAUAAGCGGUUUCUCAAGCCGAAAUUGUCUCGUACAAACUUCAUAAUUUCACAUUAUGCUGGAGAAGUGCAAUACCAAUCUGACCAAUUUUUAGACAAGAACAAAGACUAUGUGGUUGCUGAACAUCAAGACCUCUUAAGUGCUUCCAAGUGCUCCUUUGUGGCUGGUCUUUUCCCUGCCCUACCCGAGGAGACAAAAUCCUCGAAAACUUCCAAGUUUUCUUCAAUUGGUUCACGUUUCAAGUUACAACUACAGCAAUUGAUGGAGACUCUGAAUGCUACGGAGCCUCACUACAUCAGAUGUGUUAAACCUAACAAUCUUCUCAAACCUGCCAUAUUUGAAAAUGUUAACAUUCUGCAACAACUGCGUUGUGGUGGUGUCUUAGAAGCAAUUAGAAUAAGUUGUGCUGGAUACCCAACUCGGCGCCCUUUCUUUGAGUUCAUAAACAGAUUUGGGCUCCUUGCACCAGAGGCUUUGGUGGGAAACUAUGAUGAAAAGGUUGCUUGCCAAAAGAUUUUAGAUAAAUGGGGGUUAAAAGGGUACCAGAUAGGAAAGACAAAGAUAUUCCUUAGAGCUGGACAGAUGGCCGAGCUGGAUGCACGAAGAGCAGAGGUUUUGAACAGUGCAGCAAAGGCUAUACAAGGACGAAUAAGAACUCACAGUGCCCGUAAAAGUUUUAUAUCUCUGAGAGAGGCAGCUGUUUGUAUGCAAUCUUUGUGCCGAGGAAGACUUGCUGGCAAACUUUUUGUGAAAAUAAAGUUGGAAGCAGCUGCGACAAAGAUUCAAGCAAUCAUACGUCGAGACCUAUUGAAAAAAAAUUAUGACCAACUCCGAGUCUCAGCAGUUGUGCUGCAGAUAGGUUUUCGUAAGAUGGAUGCCUCCAAAAAAUUCAGAUUUAGGAAACAAACAAAAGCUGCAACAAGAAUUCAGGCACGGUGGCGUUGUCAUAAAGCUUUUAUGACUUAUAAGAAGCUUAAAAGAGGAACAGUAGUUGCACAAUGCAGAUGGAGAGGAAAAGUUGCCAGAAGAGAGUUGAGGAAACUAAAAAUGGCUGCAAGGGAUACAGGCGCACUAAAAGAGGCAAAAGACAAGCUGGAGAAACAGUUAGAGGAACUCACAUGGCGCUUGCAACUAGAAAAACGUCUAAGGACUGAUAUGGAAGAAGCAAAAGCACAAGAGAUUGUAAAGUUGCAGGAAUCUCUAGAAGUUAUGCAGAAGAAAGUUAAGGAGGCUAUUGCUUUGGUUGUCAAGGAGCGAGAGGCAGCAAAGAAGGCUAUCGAAGAAGCGCCUCCAGUUAUCAAGGAAAUUCCAGUUUAUGUUGAAGACACUAAAAAAGUAGAAUCUUUGUUGGAACAAGUUAACAGCUUAAAGGAAUCUUUAGAGAAUGAAAAGAAGGAAUCAGAAGACUUGCGAAGAAAGUAUGAUUUGGAACAAGAGUCCUCAGAGGAAAGCCGUGCAAAAUUAGAAGAAACUGAAAAGAAAGUUCAUCAACUCCAAGAAUCUCUUCACAGGCUAGAAGAAAAGUUCACAAAUAUAGACUCUGAAAAUAAAGUUCUUCGUCAGCAAGCUGUGUCAAUGGCACCUAACAAGUUCCUCUCAGGCCGAUCCAGAUCAACUAUCCAGAGAGGUCAUGAAAGUGGGCAUGGUUUUGGGGAUGCAAGAAUGCAUGCGGAGGUGCAUAGUCCUUCAUCAAUGAACCAUAGGGAUUUCUCCGAGGUCGAGGACAAACCACAAAAAUCACUAAAUGAAAAGCAGCAAGAGCAUCAGGAGUUGCUUGUUCGUUGCAUUGCACAAAACCUCGGCUUUGCUUCAAAUAAGCCAAUUGCAGCCUGUGUCAUUUAUAAGUGUCUUCUGCAGUGGCGGUCUUUUGAAGUUGAAAGAACGGCCGUGUUUGACCGAAUAAUCCAGACUAUUGGCCAUGCUAUCGAGAAAGCCCAGGACAACAAUGAUGUGCUGGCUUACUGGUUGUCGAAUGCCUCAACUCUUUUAUUGCUUCUCCAACGCACGUUGAAAGCUAGUGGUGCUUCAGGAAUGGCUCCUCAACGCCGACGAUCAUCCGCUAAUCUAUUUGGGAGGAUGUCAUCACAGAGUUUCCGUGGAGCUCUCCAAGGGGUGAAUCUAUCAUUUGUACAUGGAGGGCUAUCUGGUGGGUUCGAUACUCUUCGCCAGGUAGAAGCAAAGUAUCCUGCCUUGCUUUUCAAGCAACAACUCACUGCAUAUGUGGAGAAAAUUUAUGGGAUGAUUAGAGAUAAUUUGAAGAAGGAGAUUUCCCCAUUGCUUGGAUUAUGUAUCCAGGCGCCACGAACAUCAAGAGCGAGCUUAGUGAAGGGAUCAUCUCGUUCAGUUGCCAAUAAUGCAGCACAACAAGCUUUGAUAGCUCAUUGGCAAGGAAUCGUGAAGAGCCUCGGGAGUUUCCUCAACACUUUAAAAGGAAACCAUGUCCCUCCAUUUUUAGUUCGGAAGAUUUUCACACAAAUCUUCUCUUUCAUCAAUGUACAACUAUUUAACAGUCUGCUAUUACGGCGAGAAUGCUGUUCAUUUAGCAAUGGUGAAUAUGUCAAAUCAGGGCUUGCUGAACUGGAGCAUUGGUGUUACCAUGCAACUGAUGAGUAUGCAGGUUCAGCUUGGGAUGAGCUGAAGCAUAUAAGGCAGGCAAUUGCUUUUCUGGUUAUGCAUCAAAAGCACAAGAAAACUCUCCACGAAAUAAGCCACGACCUCUGCCCGGUUCUUAGCAUCCAACAAUUAUACCGGAUCAGUACGAUGUAUUGGGACGACAAGUAUGGCACCCAUAGUGUCUCCUCAGAUGUUAUUUUCAACAUGAGGGUGUCAAUGACAGAAGAUUCAAAUCAUACGGCUAGCAACUCGUUUCUCUUAGACGACGAUUCCAGUAUUCCAUUUUCUGUAGAUGACAUUUCAAAAUCAAUGGAACAAAUAGACAUCGCCGACGUGGGACCGCCUCCGCCACCUCUCAGGAGCAACUCCGGCUUCAGCUUUUUACUGCCGCAGACCGAAUAGAUGACACAACAAUGUGAGUGUUCUUAGGGGAGCAACAUUAGUUCAGUGAGUGAAAAUUUUGAACAUUUCUAGUUGAGAGUGAGAUGUAUCAAAUUUUGGAAUUUCUUUCUAUGAUUAUAGGUUAAUACAAAAAGGUUUUUAUUUUUCCAAGGAGGGGAUAAAUCAAGAAUCAUCAUACUU